AUGCUAGGACGCGCCCUGCGGCAGCAGGAGGCACACGACAUGAGCGACACCGUGCAGAUCGAGCGAGAGAAUGGCAUCGCCAGAGUGACCCUCAACCGACCGGAGGUGCUGAAUGCCCUCGAUGCCGAGCUCUGCGAGGCGCUUCUCGCGGCCCUGGCCGCGCUGGAGCGCGAUUCCGAGACCCGCGUCCUGGUGCUGCGCGGCGCGGGCGGGCACUUCAUGGCGGGCGGCGACCUGCGCUCCUUCUACGAGCUGAUCAAGCUCACGCCGGAUGAGCGCCGGCAGCACUUCGAGGGGUUCAUCGAUGUGGUCCACCGCAUCAUCCGAAUCAUGCGGCGGAUGCCGCAGCCGGUCAUCGCCAGCAUCGCCGGCGCCACCGGCGGCUUCGGGCUGAGCCUGGUUCUCGCCGCCGACCUCGCGGUCUGCGCCGCGGACAGCAUCUUCACCAUGGCCUAUUGCCGCAUCGGCACGAGCCCGGACGGCUCGUCGACCUGGUUUCUGCCGCGCACGGUGGGCGCCAAGAAGGCGAUGGAGCUUGCGCUCCUCGGGGAUCGCUUCGGCGCGCGCGAGGCCGAACGGCUCGGCAUCGUGAACCGCGUCGUCUCGCCGCACCGGCUCGAGGAAGAAACGAGGCGCUGGCCCGCCGGCUUGCCUCGGGCCCCGCCCGCGCCUACGCCAACACCAAGCGGCUGCUCGGCAAUUCGGGCCAUGCCUCCCUCGAACAGCAGCUCCAGGCGGAGGGCGAAAUCGGGGCAAGGGAUUGGCCACGCGACCGCCGUCGCAUUCCACAACGAAGGCGCCGAGCUCUGGGCGACCGACAUCGACGAGGCCAAGCUCGCCGGCCUCGCCACGUUGGAGGGCGUCACCUGCCGGGCGCUCGACGUCCGCGAUGCCGGUGCCGUGGCAGCCGCGGCUGAUGAGAUCGGCGCGCUCGAUGUGCUCUUCAACUGCGCCGGCCGCGUGCCCCACGGCGCGCUCCUCGACUGCGAGCCCGAGGACUGGGAGGAGACGCUGAGCCUCAACGUGACCGCGAUGUACCGGAUGAUCCGCGCCUUCCUGCCGGCGAUGCUGGCCCAGGGCGGCGGCUCGAUCAUCAACAUGGCGUCGGUGGUCUCAUCGGUGAAGGCCGCGCCCGACCGCUGCGCCUACGGCGCCAGCAAGGCCGCCGUCAUCGGCCUCACCAAGCGGCACGCGAGGACUUGCUCGCGCGCCACCAAAUGGGGACGCAUGGCAUCGCCGUCGGAGAUCGCGGCGCUCUGCGCCUAUCUCGGCUCGGACGAGUCGGCGUUCGUGACCGGCCAGGCACUGGUCAUCGACGGCGCCUGGGGCCUGUGA
This is a messenger RNA of Geodia barretti, 1335 nucleotides long. Lineage: Eukaryota; Metazoa; Porifera; Demospongiae; Tetractinellida; Geodiidae. The record is from the annotation of a GenBank genome assembly.